This is a messenger RNA of Equus caballus (horse), 768 nucleotides long. The record is from RefSeq and is a predicted model, not a curated record. NCBI's taxonomy places the organism in Eukaryota, Metazoa, Chordata, Mammalia, Perissodactyla, Equidae.
AUGUCCAGCAGAGACUACAUCCCUCCGCACCCAGGGCUUGGAGUGCUCCUCAAGGACACCCUCUCCCUGAGGUCUCCCCAGGCCCACAGUGUCAUGCCUGCCUCCUGGUUUCUGUGCCAGGGAAGUGCCCCAGAGCUGAACCUGUGGCACCAUGGCCUGGGGCCCCAGGGGGCCCGGGCUCUGGCUUCCAUGCUGACCUCCAAUCGCUGUGUCAAGUGGCUGGAGCUUUCGGACACUGGGCUGUGCGGGGCUGGUGCACAGGUCCUGGCAGGUGUCCUGAGCAGAAGCAGCAGCAUCUGUAAUGUGGACCUGUCAGAGAACCAGCCGGGAGUGGUGGGUGCCCAGGCUGUGUGUGCUGCCCUCACAGUGACCCCGGCCAUGCAGAGGGUACAGCUGGCAGGGAACAGCCUGGAGGAGCAGGCGGCCCAGUACCUUGCUGAACUCCUGCUGGCCCACAUGGGCCUGAAACCCCUGGACCUGAGCUACAGCCAGCUGAGUGACCAAUCAGGGUGGACACUUGGACCAGCCCUGGCAGAAAACACAGGACUCACUGAGCUUGACAUGAGCUGGAGUCAUGUUCAAGGCCCAGGAGCCAUGGCCUUUGCCAGGGCACCAGAGGAAAACAUCUUCCUGAGAGUCCUGGACAUCUCAUACCAUGGCUUUGGAGAUUCUGGACCCUCCAAGGUGAGUGAGGCACUUAAGAUCAACAACGUGUUGGAGGAACUCAACAUGAGCCACCUGUCGGACGAUCCCCCAGAUGGCCCAUAG